CAACAGAUGGAGCACAAUUUGUAAUAACUUGUUUAUUUACCACAGGACAAUAACAAGAAGACCUGUUUAUUCAUCUUUACCUAUAUGAGCCUGCACAAUCGGAAGGAAAUGAACCAGAGUGCGCAUCAUCACCUUACCAUGAAACACUUCGAUCACAGCCCGCUGCAUAUGUACGGCGAGGAUAACAUCACGCAGAAUAUCACUGCUCCCGACUAUAACAACGCUACAGAAUGCACCAACAUCAUGAUACCCCAGGAACUGUUUUUGACACUGGGCUUGGUAAGCUUGGUAGAGAACAUCCUGGUUGUCCUUGCCAUCAUCAAAAACAGAAACUUACACUCUCCAAUGUACUACUUCAUAUGCUGCCUUGCCGUCUCCGACAUGCUGGUUAGCGUAAGCAACGUGGUGGAGACUAUGUUCAUGCUGCUUCACGACAACGGACUGCUCAUGAUGAUGCCAGGCAUGAUGAAGCACUUGGACAAUGUUAUAGACAUCAUGAUAUGCAGCUCAGUGGUGUCCUCAUUGUCUUUCCUUAGCACCAUCGCCGCUGAUCGUUACAUCACCAUAUUUUACGCGCUGCGUUACCACAGCAUCAUGACGACCCAGCGCGCUGUCACCAUCAUUAUCGUUGUGUGGUCGGCCAGCAUCACCGCUAGCACCUUCUUCAUUUUCUACUACACCAACAAUGCUGUCAUCAUCUGCCUUGUCACCUUCUUCUUCAUCACCCUGGUCUUCACAGCGGCCCUUUACCUGCACAUGUUCAUCCUGGCCCACGUUCACUCCAGGCGCAUCAUGGCUUUCCACAAGAGUCGCCGUCAAGCCACAAGUAUGAAGGGCGCAAUUACUUUGACCAUCUUACUGGGGGUGUUCAUCAUUUGCUGGGGUCCCUUUUUUCUUCAUCUCAUCUUGAUACUUACGUGCCCCAAAAACCCGCACUGCAAGUGUUUUUUCAGCCAUUUCAACCUUUUUCUGAUUCUCAUCAUUUGCAACUCUCUUAUAGAUCCACUGAUUUAUGCAUAUCGUAGCCAGGAGCUGCGUAAAACGCUGAAGGAACUCAUCUUCUGCUCUUGGUGUUUUGUAAUGUGAGGAGAAAGACAUUUGGACUAUAUUUAACUUAGUUAUAAGCUCAGACAGAUGUAAUCUUUGUGAUCAUCCGGUGGAUAUAUUGGAGUGGACUGACUCUGAA
Molecule: messenger RNA, 1186 nt
Organism: Clupea harengus (Atlantic herring)
Lineage: Eukaryota; Metazoa; Chordata; Actinopteri; Clupeiformes; Clupeidae
Gene: mc1r
Product: melanocortin 1 receptor
Biological process (GO): G protein-coupled receptor signaling pathway
Cellular component (GO): membrane
Molecular function (GO): melanocortin receptor activity
Source: RefSeq, a predicted model, not a curated record